Oenanthe melanoleuca is the source of this 3353-nucleotide messenger RNA. RefSeq names its product ELOVL fatty acid elongase 5 (gene ELOVL5). NCBI's taxonomy places the organism in Eukaryota, Metazoa, Chordata, Aves, Passeriformes, Muscicapidae. The transcript is spliced from 8 exons. Gene Ontology annotation, molecular function: fatty acid elongase activity. Gene Ontology annotation, biological process: fatty acid elongation, monounsaturated fatty acid; very long-chain fatty acid biosynthetic process; fatty acid elongation, polyunsaturated fatty acid. Gene Ontology annotation, cellular component: endoplasmic reticulum membrane; endoplasmic reticulum. The record is from RefSeq and is a predicted model, not a curated record. Bases 694 to 1581 code for a protein of 295 amino acids.
ACAGCCUUUCGCCGGAGUUUUGGGCCAGGUUGCUUCCAGGGUGCGGCUAUCUGCCAGAGCAGCCCCCUGCCAGGACCUGGCAGCCGCGGCCUGCCGCGAACCGCCGGCUGAAAUUAUCGCCGGUGGCCGCGCUUGGGUGGAGGGCUUGAGGCUGCGAAGUUUUUGUAGAUGCGGGCUAGUGGUGCUGCUGCAUCAGUGUUAAUCUGCUAGCAUAGAGGGAGGGGAUUUACUUGAACUUGCGAGUAACGCUGAGGAGUUUUGCGAUGUGUUUCAGCCCUUCUCGCUCCUUCGGUGCAGUCACGCCCCGAGAUUUUCCUCUGCUGUUAAAAUACUCCAUAGUUAGAGACAGGUCCUGGUACAGGCUCGCCUCUGCUAACAGCAGCUGAAGUUGUGUUGGGAAGAGUCAGCCUGUGCCACACCUGAUCAUCUGAUGCUGUUUAGCAAUAAAAGCUGGAGUUUUUUAUAUAAAUAUUCGUGUAUUUGUGGUGUGCUAGACAGAUCAGCAAGAAGCCAAUGUAAGUAUUCUGGCUGGGGGUAGCUGUACUUGCACACGGGGGAGGAUUUACCUGAAACUUGUGGUACCUGGAGAUAGCUGGGGUCAGCUGGCUGGAGAUCCCUUCCCAGCUUUCUGUGAACUUAGAAGCAAAUGAAAAGGACCACUGUGCUGAGUUUGCCGAAGAAGUAGAUUGUAGAAUGGAACGUAUGGAUAAAACAAUCAAUAGUUACUUUGAUGUUUGGCUUGGACCCAGAGACCCCAGGGUAAAAGGAUGGCUUCUUCUGGAGAACUAUACACCUACCUUUAUCUUCUCAGUCUUGUACUUACUAAUCGUAUGGCUAGGACCCAAGUACAUGAGGAAUAAGCAGCCAUUCUCAUGCAGGGGCAUUCUAGUGAUCUACAACCUUGGACUUACACUGCUUUCUCUGUAUAUGUUUUAUGAGCUGGUGACGGGAGUAUUGGAAGGAGGAUACAAUUUCUUCUGCCAGGAUACACACAGUGGAGGAGAGGCUGAUAUGAAGAUCAUACGUGUCCUCUGGUGGUACUAUUUCUCCAAACUCAUCGAGUUCAUGGAUACCUUCUUUUUCAUUUUGAGGAAAAAUAAUCAUCAGAUCACUGUUCUGCAUGUCUACCACCAUGCAACCAUGCUGAACAUCUGGUGGUUUGUUAUGAACUGGGUGCCUUGUGGUCACUCUUACUUUGGUGCCACACUGAACAGCUUUAUCCAUGUCCUCAUGUACUCCUACUACGGACUGUCCGCUGUUCCAGCAAUGCGUCCUUAUCUGUGGUGGAAGAAGUACAUCACUCAGGGACAGCUGAUUCAGUUUGUCUUGACAAUCUUCCAGACCAGCUGUGGUGUUGUUUGGCCAUGUGCAUUUCCUCAGGGGUGGCUGUAUUUUCAGAUUUCUUACAUGAUUUCUUUGAUUAUCCUCUUCACAAAUUUCUAUAUUCAGACUUACAACAAGAAGGCAUCCUCGAGGAGGAAAGAGUAUCAGAACGGCUCCACAGCCAUUGCAAACGGGUACACAAACAGCUUUUCUUCCCUUGAGAACAAUGUGAAACAAAGGAAACAAAGGAAGGAUUGAAGACCAAACUGAAAAACCAUUUUGAUAACCCCAACAACAAAAUCAUCUGAUUGUAAGCACAAUGAGAGUUGUGCACUAAUACUCUAAUGGCUACUGUAACUAUUCCUGCCUAGAAUAGUGUGAUUUAUGUAGGACUUAACCAGUGCAAACACCCUAGAAACCGUAUACAGAACAUAAAAAUAGGUUAAAGUUUAAAAAUAAUUCUGGGCUGUCACUGACCCUGCUAUAGACUAUGGAAGGGAGUAUUAUCAUAUUAUCCGACACUGCUGUUGCCUUACUAGUCAAUAUGAUAGGUGCUGAAUUAUGAUUCACAAUUUGAAAACACUGUAAUCUAAACCUCCAUUUUUUUAACUAUAGAUCAUGCAUGUGAUUGUAGAGGUAAUUUGUAUGAUGCUGGUUUCAGUAGAUAAACACACAUGCCUUAAAUUAAAAAGCAGGGCCCAAAGCUUAUUACUGGUUUAAAAAUUAGGGUAUGUUUCAACUUUUCAAUUGAUUGACUUUUUAUUAAAAAGUCAUUUAGAAGAAUCCAUUGAUCAUUUUACUGUUCUGUAUGUGAUACACGAUGCUACGUAUCUCUUACUCGAUACAGUGAAAUUGAAAAUGGCACAUUUAGUUUUGUAUAUUUGGCUUUAAUUGAUUCAACAGUCACAAAACAGAUGGAAAAGUUAUUUUACCUUUUUACUAGAUCUUAUUUUUUUAUUUGAAGUACAUCACUAACAUAAAAGUAAUUGGCACUUACACAGUCGAGUAAGAUUUAAAUAUUGUCUCUAAAGUUUAGAGUAUAUACAGGGUGGACCCAUCUAUUCUUUUUACUUUUUUUUCUUCUUUUUUUUCCUUUCUUAUUUCUGAGAAUUCUUAAAUGCUAAAUGAAGAGUGUUUUUUAAUAUGAAACUGGCAGUUUCAAGUGUUAUUACCAUAGCCAUAUCCAUGUUCUAGGAGCUACUGUUUAAGUCUGUGACAUAUCCAAAAGUGUAUUUAAGAGUGAAGCCAGAAAGAUGCUUUUCUGAUGGAAUUGUCUGUAUUUAAGUUGGUAUCUGAACUGUUCUUCAUGUAGCAUACAUUCACUUUCAAAAUGUGCCUAACACAAAGAUGUUUUUUUUUCCCAAACAAACAAUUUUAAACAGUUUAAGUCAUAGCUAAUGUUUUUUAAAUGUUACUGAAAUGUGCUGGAAAUGUCUGUUUCUGUAAUGUGAGUUGUGUAUAUCACUGGUAAUGUUUUGGCUUGUUAUCUAAGGAUUUGGUUUGAGUGCUGGUUAAAGUUACUCCUUCUUGUAAAAUGCUGUCUUGCACAUAUGAGGAGUCAGUUGCAAAGCCAGUAGCUGUUGCUGGUAUUCUGGUAUCUGCCAUAGUGGAGUCCAUUAAGCUCUGAAAAAUUGAAUUGUGCAAGACAUUCUGCUGGUCAUUGCUCAAGUUUAACUAUUUGGUUUUUUGAUAUUUAUAUAAAUGCCAGUUUUAACACGUUUAAUUGUUUUUAAAUAUUUUUUAAAAAUUUUGCACAUCUCUUAAGGAAUUAAUAAGUUCUCUUACUAGCCUUGUGGGUUUUCAUUCCUUGUUUUGAAGGAGACAGUGUCUGUUAUGUUUACAUUAUCAAAGCUUGUGUGUGUGUCUUCAUUUCUAGGUACUGGUUUGCAGAGUCUUUACAUAGCUCAGUACAGCAGCUAUAAUGUUCAAAAUAGGCUGUCUAAAUGUGCUAGAAAUAAACUCUUGGCUCAUCUGAGUAUACUUCAUUGUUAAUGUUUGACAUGGUUUAAUCAUUAAAACACUUUUGAUGA